Molecule: messenger RNA, 1624 nt
Organism: Branchiostoma belcheri (Belcher's lancelet)
Lineage: Eukaryota; Metazoa; Chordata; Leptocardii; Amphioxiformes; Branchiostomatidae
Product: solute carrier family 35 member G1-like
Exons: 1
Coding region: 535-1602 (355 amino acids)
Cellular component (GO): membrane
Source: RefSeq, a predicted model, not a curated record
GUAAACCUAUGAAAAUAUUUAGGUGUGCUGGUGCACUUACAGUAAAAAAUUGGGUGCACAGCUCCAAAUUUGGGUGCACUAAGGUGCACAUGCACCCAGUAUUUCGAGCCCUGUACAGGUGUACAAAACAUGUACAUACACGUCCUUUCUUUCUUGGAAUUUCCGUGGGUCUGGACUUCACUGAGUUCUGCACAAGACUACACUGAGGAGCAUCGUUGAAACUCGAAGUGGUGCGAACGUAUCAGGGAUUUCAUGGACUUUUGGAUAACAGCAGAGGUGGUGGAACAAGACUGAACUGGAACGGUUGGUUGUACAUUUUCUUGUCACUCUUUCUUGGAAUUCUUCAGAAGCAAAGCUGAAAUUCAAACGUGGAAGGGAACUAGGAAGUUCGAGACUGCAUGGACACAAAUGUACAGACAAGAUUGAACUGAAACGGUUGACUGGAUAUUUGAACUCACUCCCUCUCAGAAUUCUUCCCCAGACAACACUGUCACAAGUCACAGUCAACAAGAACAAGCAGCUGGCAUAAACACUAUGGAAACUCAGGAAGAACCAAGCGACCAAGAAGGCAGUCGACUGUGGCAGACACUCCGUGCCGGAUUUGGGGUGACCUUGGUUCUCGUCUGUACGAUUUUCUUCGCUCUAGCCGGAGACUUCAUGAAGCUAAGUAAUGCCGGAGGUUUCUCCUCUUUCCAGAUCAUUUUUCUGAACCGUACCACCGUCUUCGCGUUCAACCUCAUCCUUUUUGCGUAUGUACGACCUAGUUUGUUAGGAGAAACACGAAAGCAAACCGGAAUGCUCGUCAUAAUGGGGGUGGGGAGCAACAUUGCCACCAUUUUGUUAAUGUUCUCUAUCAUUUACGUGUCUCCCGGACAAGCGUAUAGCAUUAUACGCGGGUUAGGACCUGUGUUUACGACCAUAAUGGCACUGGUGUUCUUAAAAGAGACCGUUGCAAUUGUUAACCUGUGUGGGAUUGUUAUAUGUAUAGUUGGGGUUGUGUUAGUGGCUGUGGGAAUGCAGGAGAGAGAGACGCUCUCCGACGAACCAUCAGAAAUCGCCCGGUCGAUCCUUCUACCGUUGUUCGCGUCACUGAGUCUCUCCGCAAUGAUGGUCCUUGGACGUUCGCUACUGCGUCACACCGUGCACUUGUUCACGGUCGUGUUUUACAUCCAAGGCAUCGGGGUAAUCAUACUCUUACCCUUGAUGCUGAUUUUCGAAAACCCAGUCUGGAAGCUCGACUCCCAAACGUGGGCGUACGCGUUCGCUCACGCCGGUAGUUACAGCGCCGGCCUGUUUUCUCUCUACACAGGGUUAAAGUUAGAAAAGGCGGGGAUCGUGCAAGCGCUAGAAAACGGGGUGAUUCCCUUUUCUUUGCUGUUUGACUACGUGUUGUUGAAAAAGGAACCAACAUACAUGGAGGUUGGGGGAGGGGGGCUAGUGUUGGUGGGGUCCAUCAUUGUUGGGACGUACACAUGGUGGCUGAACAGGCAGGAGGAACGAAGGAAAAAACUGCAGAACGAACUCAACUUUGGGGACAAAAAAAGCUAUACAAUGGGAGUCUCAGAAGAGAACUUAUCAGGGAAAACAUCAUAUAAAAAAUAAUCUCUUUCUCUUCUUCUCAAAU